Molecule: messenger RNA, 1041 nt
Organism: Aspergillus pseudotamarii
Lineage: Eukaryota; Fungi; Ascomycota; Eurotiomycetes; Eurotiales; Aspergillaceae
Product: phosphatidylserine decarboxylase
Exons: 3
Coding region: 1-1041 (346 amino acids)
Biological process (GO): phospholipid biosynthetic process
Molecular function (GO): phosphatidylserine decarboxylase activity
Source: RefSeq, a predicted model, not a curated record
AUGGCCAACGAAGGCAUCAAGACCUUAGACCACUACCUCCGCUUCUGCGACGACCUUCUCCAAUGGGUUCCCAAGGUUAGCAGCAAGGGCGACGAGCUCCUUCAGAAGAUCCUCGUCUUCUGCUGGGUCUUCGAUCAGCCGGCACUCCACGGUCACCAGACGGAAAUCCAGCCGCAGAACUCGAACACGGAUCUCAGCUGGCUUUCCUACUGGCUUGUGACAUUCGCACGCCAACAGGGCUUAUUCUUAAAUACGCCGCAGUCUGCUGCCUCCAUGCACGCUUUCUAUAGAAACGAGAAGUAUAACAAGGAGGCAGCUCUCUGGGCGGAACCCAAGUCCGGGUGGGUGUCGUUCAAUCACUGGUUCGCUCGCGAGUGGCAGGAUAUCGACUCGGCUCGUCCGCUCGCUGAGCCGAAUGACGAUAAGGUCAUUGUCAGUGUAACCGACUCCAUGUUUGACGGCAAUUGGGAUAUCGUGAAGGGGGUAGAAUGGCCGAUUCAGAAAUUGUUACAAACCACGGCUAUCGACUAUCACCACGGGAUGUUCAUGCAUGUUUUCCUAGGCUCUACCGACUACCACCGUCAGCAUGCACCCGUGAGUGGUGACGUCAUCGAGGUCAAGAAUAUCCAAGACCAGGUCUUCCUCCAGGUUGCUACCAAGAAGGGUCACCCGUCCGGCGACCGGGGACUGCUUUACGACCUGGAUGCUCCGGACUAUGCCGGGUGUCAAUGGUGCCAGACCCGUGGACUCGUCGUCAUCCAGACGAAGGACUAUGGCAAGGUCGCGGUGUUACCCAUUGGCAUGGCUCAGGUGCCUUCCGUUGGGAUGACCGUGAAGAAAGGCGACCAUGUCAAGAAAGGCGAUAACAUCUCGUACUUCCAAUUUGGUGGCUCGGAUAUGGUUGUCGUCUUCGAGAAGGUCACUUUCAAAUCGGGUUUAAAGCUGGGUGAGACGAGAAGUGAACGUGAGGUCGGAAUUGGCGAGGUUUCAGUGAGGGACACGGGGGGCUACCCCGAGUUCAGCCCGUUAACAAAGGCUUAG